ACAACGUUGUCAUCUUACAGUUGUCAAAAAUCGGAAAAUCGUACAUUUCUGCAAUCAUUUGUAAAUCCGGUUAAAUCGCGUGAUAAUUUGUAUUGUUUAAACUAUGAAUUUCAGUGAUACCAGGUCCAACGAAAUAUGGACCCAGUGUCUAUACUUACUAUUAAGUUUACAUGUAGUUUUUGGUCUUUAUGAAGAUCAAAUUGGAAAAUUUGACUGGCGUCAGCAUUACAUUGGUAAACUAAAAUAUGGUGCAUUUGAUUCUAGUUCUACCGAGCGGAUUGUUAUAGCUACUGAGAGUAAUGUUUUAGCUGCAAUAAGUGCCAAAACAGGCGAGAUAAUAUGGCGUCAAGUAUUAGAAAAAGGGUCUCGAGGGGACAUCAAAUUAUUGCAUGUACCGACACAGGGAAACGGAAUACAAUCUACUGGAAACCGUUAUAGCAAGGCAUUUGAUAUUAUUACAGUGAGUGGAGUGAGCCCUGCGCUAAUUCGUGGUUGGAACUCAAAUACUGGAGCACUGGAAUGGGAAUGGUCAAUAUUGCCGAUAUCUAUAGAAAAGGCUGAAGCCGCCCAUUGGUUUAUACAUGAUUUAAACUUGUACCACGUGAUUCCUGUAUGGGGCUCUCAUGUUGAAGUAACAGAAUAUAUUGCGACAAGUGGGCAGCAACCAAAACAAACCACAUCUCGCAUAUCAGCUGCCUGGAUUACCGAUGGGAAAUGCGUUCUGACUCCUCCAUUUUUUGCUUGUACGUUGAAAGAUCAGCUCAUGGCGAUUAAUCUGUUGUCGGAUAAUGCAAAGAUAAUUGCUAAGACUUUAAAGUCAGUCGCGGUAGAUGCUCCUACCGCAUUAUGCGGCAUUUCCAGUAUUAUUCAAGAUGAUCAGUUGUAUUGGUUGACAUCGGAUCGUCACAUGCAGCUAGAACCAGAGGAUACACUGCUGUUUGAAAACAGCAUUCUCGAUGAUGAGCAGCUACUUAUACGCGCAUCUGUAAACCGUGCCCACAGUACACUGAAGGUAUCUGCUACAACAGUAACCGAUGACAGUUAUUACGAAGCAAUAAAUUUUGUUUCCGAUUAUCCGGAGACACUGGGAACGCCAAAAUUGGUAGCAAUACGUUGUAGACAGGCUUCAGAAAAUAGCAAAAACCGUGGUCAACUUGUAUGCAGAGUGUUGGUUUCUAGCGCUGAUGGUGCUCUCAGUUUGAUACAAGGUACGAAAAUCAAAUGGACGCGUGAGGAGGCAUUAGCCAGCGUUGAAACGGCCGACUUUCUCGAUUUAACCUUAUCCGAUGCUGAGGGAGCAAUAGAAGAGGAGUUGAACAACAAAAACGAGGACGAAGGUUUAGAAUGGGAUGUGUUUGGAGCUUUCCAACGACGAAUUGCCAGUCAAAUUGGUCACGUGAAAAACAUGGUUCUUCAUGUACUUGGACUGGGUCCAGCACCUUCUAAGGCUCAAAAAGCUGGCCUUGUUCGAGAUGAUUUUGGAUUGCAUAAAAUGCUUAUUGUUGUUACCACCAGUGGAAAAAUUUUCGGCAUUGAUAAUGUGAGUGGCAAGCACCACUGGGUUCGGUACCUACCGGAGAUAACAAACUUUGCAAACGACCAGAGCAUGAAGCUGCUGGUACAGAGAACAUCUCGCUUCUAUCCAUUAGCUGCACAGAGCGUUGUGCUUGGAAGACACAAGCAGACAAAACACGGGAUCAUCUAUCAAUUUAACCCUAUUACUGGACAACCUGUGAAUGGUGGAAUGGUUCACUUACCGUAUAAAAUCCACCAAAUAUCUUUAUUACAUCAGACUGGACCAGACUUCUUGAAAGGACUGCUGAUAUUGGACGAAAAAAAAGAAGCACAUGUACUACCAGAAAGUUCCGCAAAAUACGCCCAUAAUUUUUAUAUGUUUAGUGCUGAACGAGAUAGUGCCACAAUUCAUGGAUAUUUAGUUGAAUUUAAAAAUGAAAAAUUAAGUACCACACCUAUAUGGACUGUUAAUCUCGGAGGAUUUAGUAAUGGUCAGAAGAUUGUAGCGAUUGAGUGUAAAAAUCCAAUAGAGCAUGUACAUUCACAAGGACGAGUGCUAGCUGAUAGGUCUGUUCUUUACAAAUAUAAUAACCCAAAUUUGGUUGCCAUAGCGACCCAUGGACCUGAUAACAUCCACAAGUAUAUAAUGAACAUUCACCUGUUAGAUGUCGUUUCUGGAUCUAUCGUAUUUUCUAUGUCUCAUAAGCGCAUUCGACCACCGCUGCACAUGGUGCAUUCAGAGAAUUGGCUCGUGUAUUCUUAUUAUAACGAUAAAGUGCGCCGUACGGAAAUUUCUUCUCUAGAAUUGUAUGAAGGUAAAACACAAACUAACAGUACCGUUUGGAGCUCACUAGAUGCCCCUCCUUUGCCACUGGUGGAACGACAAACCUACAUCUUACCAGUUGCUGUCGCUUCAAUGAAGGAAACAAUCACUGAAAAGGGAAUUACAAGCAAACAUAUAUUAAUCGGCCUUAGCACUGGUGCAAUAGCUGAAAUGUCGUGGGCAUUGUUGGACCCUCGUCGCCCACUAACAUCACCGGAGAAGGCUCGGGAGGAGGGUAUCAUUCCUUAUAUGCCUGAGCUACCAAUGCCUCACGAGAUUAUCAUCAAUUAUAACCAAUCAAUUAGCAAUUUGAAAGGGAUCUACACUGCCCCCUCCGGAUUGGAAAGUUCCUGCCUGGUCUUUGCUCACGGUUUAGAUAUAUUCGUUACACGGGUGGCUCCAUCGAAAACUUUCGAUCUUCUAAAAGAAGACUUCGACUAUUUUCUUAUAACUGUUGUAUUAGUAAUACUCACAAGCACUUCUUACAUCGUGAAACUUUUCGCAUCGAAAAAAGCCAUUAAGCAAGCAUGGAAAUGAAUGUUUAAAAGCUUUAGAAAAUGUGCAUUUCUAUUAGGACAAUUAUAUAAUUUAUUUUACGUUGACGAUCCACAGUUUCAUUUCACUACUGUUAACCCUUCUUUCCUUUGGUUGCCUUAGAACACCGCAAAUCUUUCUUUUUAUUUUUUUUUAACUGUAGUAGAAUAUGCUAAAAUAUUCAAUUCUCCGGCUUUCACCUAAUCAAAAUUUCUGAAGACGUUCUGAAAAAAAAAUCACAUUCUUUUCCCAGAUAAAUAAUGUGACUUUUCGAGUUAUUGAAUAGCUGGUUUUGCCCCAAAAAUUACCUUUAAUGACCAAUAGUACUCGACAUUGUUAUAGAUCCUAUUUUUUAUAUUCGAACACAAAAUUUAGAAUAAAUUAAUAAUUUGUACUACAUA
This is a messenger RNA of Wyeomyia smithii (pitcher-plant mosquito), 3273 nucleotides long. It is a transcript of the gene EMC1, whose product is annotated as ER membrane protein complex subunit 1. The transcript is spliced from 7 exons. NCBI's taxonomy places the organism in Eukaryota, Metazoa, Arthropoda, Insecta, Diptera, Culicidae. Gene Ontology annotation, biological process: protein folding in endoplasmic reticulum. The record is from RefSeq and is a predicted model, not a curated record. Gene Ontology annotation, cellular component: EMC complex. The coding region runs from base 104 to 2875 and encodes 923 amino acids.